Messenger RNA from Aspergillus oryzae RIB40, 573 nucleotides. RefSeq lists its product as uncharacterized. The transcript has a single exon. Lineage: Eukaryota; Fungi; Ascomycota; Eurotiomycetes; Eurotiales; Aspergillaceae. Bases 1 to 573 code for a protein of 190 amino acids. The record is from RefSeq and is a predicted model, not a curated record.
AUGGUCCUGUUAUAUCUACGUCUCUUCCCGCUCAGAACAUAUCAAAUCAUUCUUUACACCGUCCUGAUCUUCGUCAUCAUCACCGGUCUCUGGAUGGUUUUCGCCUCCUUCUUCAUGUGUAUCCCCAUUCGCGGCGCGUGGGAUAUCUCCAGCCCCCAUAACUGUAUCCCCAAGGAAGCCCUCUGGAGUCUUAACGCUGCCCUUCAGAUAAUCACCGAUAUGACUAUCGUUAUUCUGCCCAUGCCGCUACUGGCUAAGCUCCAAUUACCCAGGAAGCAGAAGAUAGCUCUGAUUCUGGUUUUUGCAUUGGGAACCUUGUUCGUCUACCCUUUCCACUUCCAACACCCACCAUAUCAAACUAACAAUACUUCAUCCAGUGGCUGCGCAGUAAGCAUAGUCCGCCUAACAGCUCUCGUCCAAAUGAUCCAAAGCACAGACCGAACAAGUACAAUCCCCGACACCUCCACCCCCCCAAUACAACCCAAAACACAACCCAAGUUAACUAACAAUAUACCCCAGAACACAACGCCGCAGCCGCAAACUGGUCCUUCAUCGAAAGCAGCGUCGCAAUAA